This is a messenger RNA of Thamnophis sirtalis, 2069 nucleotides long. NCBI's taxonomy places the organism in Eukaryota, Metazoa, Chordata, Lepidosauria, Squamata, Natricidae. The record is from RefSeq and is a predicted model, not a curated record.
AUGGCAAGCUUCGAUUCCGGCUCAUUGCCUGACUUGCUGCGCCUUUAUUACCGUCGCCUCUUCCCUUUCGGCCUUUACGGCCGGUGGCUCCGCUACGGUGACGUGUCAAAGAACUAUUUUCAGCGACGGGAAUUCUCAUUCACACUCCGUGAUGAUAUCUAUGUGCGGUAUCAGUCUUUCAACACGCCACAGGAAUUGGAAAAAGAAAUCCAAAAAUUAUGUCCCUAUAAAAUUGACAUUGGUUUGUUCAUUUCUUUGCAGCCUAUCCAGCAUAAUACCGUCCACAUGGGUGCUUUUCAAGCUCAGGAAAAGGAAUUGGUGUUUGAUAUAGACCUGACAGAUUAUGAUGAUGUUAGGCAAUGCUGCAGCAACCUGUUGUCAAUUGUUACAAUUGUUAAAUUAGUAACACGGUUGUUAGGUGAAUUUCCUUCUGUCUCUUACAAAAUCAUCUUCUUUUCCAGAGCAUCAUUGGAUAUAGUGGCACGUUACUUCAAAGAAUAUGCCCUCGUUGGUCAGGACAUACUUGGAAAUAAAGAAAAAUGGGAAAAAGUGUUAGCUUUGGUUCCAGAAACAGAUCAAGAUUCUCUUCGUUCGGAAUUCCGUAAAAAGCACAAUUCAGAGCAGCGCUGGGAAGUUCUGGAAAAAAAGAAAAUGGUACACGCUGAAAGGGAGAUUAUGCUGCAAUACUGUUUUCCCCGCCUGGAUAUGAACGUUAGCAAAGGCAUCAACCAUCUGCUGAAGAGCCCUUUCAGCGUUCACCCAAAGACAGGACGCAUUUCAGUUCCAAUUGACCUGAAGAAGUUGGAUGACUUUGAUCCAUUUGCUGUCCCCACUAUAAGCCACCUCUGUCAUGAGCUGGACAUGAUUGGGAGAGAUAAAGGAAAUGGAAAGGAAACUGAUGGUCUCCAGGAAAGCUCUCAUAAAAGUCGAGAUUAUAAGAAAACCAGUCUAGCUCCAUAUGUGAAAGUCUUCGAACAGUUUUUAGAAGAAAUGGAGAAAUCUUACAAAGGACAACGUUUGAAAGAGAGUGGUAAGGGCAUGCUUCAGAAGGAUGCCAACUCCAACUCCAACUCGCUGAAGUUAAUCUCUCUUCAGUUUGGAGGAAGUUGAUAUAAUUUGUUGUAUUACAUAUUAAGUUUCUUCACAGUAUGCCUUAAUUGUGUUUAAAAUUAAUUUUCCCUUUUUUUCCCCUUAAAGACAUGCAGAUGGAUUUCUGAAGUUUUGAAGACAUAGUGCAUUGUCACAGGGCAGCUUCAUGUGGCCAGAUAAAUUGUAUUCAAAUACAGUAGAACUCUUGACUGUUUUGCUAGGUUUGUGCACAAAUCAGCCAUUUACAGACAAGGUCAAAAUAGGCUUGUCUUUGCUGAAGAAGAGGCGAUAAAAGCAUUAAUAGCCAUUCAGCCAACAGCUGAGCGCCACAUAAAAUAAAUAUUUGGUUUUGCAUAACAUGGGAGUAUAAUCAGUGGGAUACACAUUUGAAACAAUAGGGGUUUAUAUUGCAGAAUACAGUAUGUGUCAUAUACAUUUAUGCUUUAUGCAACAUGACAUCAUGCAGUUUUGACUGGUGACUAUGGUUUUUAAGAAUUUUGGGUAAUCCUUGACUUACAAUGGCAAUUGGGACCGGUAUUUUCAUUGCUAAGUGAUGUAGUUACGAAGUGGAAGUGCGUUCGUAUUGGUUAGCAACAGCAAUCCCUGCAUUCCCAGUUACCAUUGUUAACUAAAUCCCAAGGGCAUUAGGUGAGGAAACUUCUUGCCCACUUCCCGCAGCAAAAGUCAUUAGAAAGGCCAAAAGGAAGCUGCAAGUCCCAGGCAGAUGGGUAAGUGGCUGCUGCUGAGCACGGGAGCAGGAGGUCUGAGUAUAGUAUAUCAGUUGAGGAGGUGCAAAAGAGUGUGUAUCGUGUUGGAUGUGAGGGAGGCAUAGGGAAAAUUGGAGAGGAUGCGCAGGUGUGCACAAGCAGCCAGCACAAGGACAGAGGGGCUAAGAGAGUGCACAGGUAGGAGAGCCCCAAAGGUGCUAUUUUUUCAGAAGGCGAGUGGACUUUGUUUUUUCUUUUGAAGUUAUUUCGCUU